AUGCAGCCGUGGCAGUCAACGGGGGGCCUCGCACUGCACUUAAGGAGCCACCCGAGGCCGGGAACCCCCGUCGCGCAGAGGGGCGUGUUGCCGCCUGGCGCUGCGGCAAGCGCGGCCGGCGCGGCGGAAGCCCUGCAGCCGCGGGGGAAGUUGGUUAUGGUGCCCGCACACCUCGUGGGGAAGAAGGCACCCAUGCCACUCCCGGCUGGCACGCCCGGCGGCUCGUCGACAACUAGUCGGCGGCACUCCCUAUCGGAGCACCCCGCGGCUAAACUGGCGAUGACCCCCCCGUUGCCGCCGAUGCAGGCCUUCCCUGGGCCCAGCCGAGGCCCCGCCAGCUCUUCGGCCGCGUCUGUGAGUUCACGUGCGCCUUUGGCGCAGCACGCCAAAAAGCAAAUGGUCCCGCUGUCGAAUGUGCAGCGCGAGGCAGCUGGGCAACCUCGGGCAGAGGCGAGAGUCCUGCUGGAGCACGCACCACCGGGUUCCCACGGCGUUGUGUCCCCGCGCCCAUUCUCCGCGCCACCAACGGGUGGAGUUCAGCCCGUGCAGCAAGCAUUUCUGCAGGCGCAAUCCGCCGGAGCCCCGCAGCCGCUCUCCUCUGGUAGCCCUGGGAAGAAGCACAGAUCGGGCGGCAGUCUUUUGGAGAACAUGACUUUGUUCUUCAGGGGGAAGACCGGCAAGAAACCGUCAGCUGAACGUGCGGCGCCGAGGAAAAGCUACGCCAAGGGUGGAGCUCUCCCAGUAGAGCCGCGGCCGGGCGCAGGAGCGGCGCAGGCGUCCCGGACGGCGGCAGCUGCUGCUGCUGCUGCUGCUGCGACUCCAAUUUUAGACCAGAGCGCGGCUGGCCGCGCAGGUGGGGAGCAGUUCCCCUCGUGGAAAGGACCCCCGCAACAACAGCAACAGCAACAACAACAACGACAACAACUUUAUCCGACGUCGACUUUCGUCGACGGCGAUGGGCGCGCCACGGCGCAGCACCCAGGCGAUAGACCUGGUCUGUCCCCCCUUCCCACACUCGCGGUAGAAACGCAGCGGGCGACGCCGGUGAGUCCUACAGUCACCCCUCUCGUCGUUUCACCCACCGUGAGCCUGCGCAACGAGGCCGGGGAGGCCGGGAUUGCCCCGUCCUCCUCAGUGCAGGUCGCCAAGGAGGGUGAGGAGGUCCAACGUCGCUCGCAGCAGGCAAGACGUGUGGCCUUGUUUCCCUCCUUUGCCAUCGUCGACAGCGACGAGGAUUCGGAGGGCUCGGCGGAGACAAGUCAGCGCCCAAAUGAGACAAGGCCGCCGCUGGAAGCCGACGCCGGUGCGCAGGCCGCGGCGGAAGCCCCGCAGGCGCCGGAGGAGGCGCGGCGCGACCCCUCCUCCUCCUCCGCUGGCGCGCCUUCCCCGUCCAGCCAACUGGUGACCCAGCAAGGCAAGGACGAGGAGACCAGCGCGCAGACGGCGAGUACGCGGCUUCACGUCGCCUCUGACGGGCCUCGGGUGUCGCCAGAGGCGGCAGUGGGGAAAACCGAUGCGAAGCCGCCGAAGGGAAUGCGGCAGCCCGUUGCCGCGGUGCCGGUGUCGAGUGGGCCGCCGCCACGGCAGACGAGCACGGCUGGCAGCUACCUACAGAAACCCGAGAUACGGCAAAUUAGGCUGCCCCAGCAGACGGAUACCUCCUCCACUUCAUCUACUGGAACCACGUCUUGCAGCAUGAGCCAUCACUCAGAUGUGCGCGGGCGAGGGGCACAGCAGGAAGAGGAGGGGAAAGCGGAAGGAGGUGAGGAAGACCUCAGCCAGAGUCGUCGCAGGACGCUGCCUCCCGCGCGAAAACCAUCCUCUCCUGUUGGCUCUCGCAAACCCUCUGGAAACGACAAGGCGGGGGGUACUGAUAAGAAUGCUGCUGCUGGCAAGGAGGAAGGCGGCCGCAGGGACGACGAGGCUGUGUCUCGCGGGCGAGAUGUGUGUGCCGCCAAUGGCGCUCACGACAAUGGGCGGUGGCGGCAGCAAAUUGACAGGCGGGGCAGUGAGAACGAGGCCGAUGGAGAGCGAAGGAAGUUGCUUUCGCCGCCUUCCUCCCGGUCACUACACUCCCAUAUUUUCCACACCCAGGACGUAUACAAGCUGUACCAAGAGCUUAAGCGACAGCAGCACGCAAUGCGGCGUGAACGCUUCUCACGCUGGAGGGCGCACGACACCGCAUUGCCGGAGGCGUACUCACGAACGCAUCGUCGCAUCGGUGGGCGCUCGCCGGCGCAGUCGCGGGGCGCGCGCCAGCCUUGGCGCAGCUCCUCGUUUCACCCGAGCCCUCUGCCCCCUGCUUCUCCGCUGCGCCGUCCGCUGGGCUGCAUAGGCGUCGGCGUCGGCUAUGUUCCGUCUGCGGGUGGGGAGGCGUCGGAUGUGGAGGCCGUCUGCAACGAGCCCUAUGCCUCGAGCAGGCGGUGCUCCCCGUAUCGCUCCCUGCUGCCCUCAAGGCUGGCUUCGCAGCAGCGCGCCGGAACACCCCCUGCCCAGCGCCGGCCGUGGUCUCAGCAGUGUGAAACUCGCGAGUACUCGCCGAAUCACCCAUACGAGGUGGUGUCGCUCUUCCCGCCGCGCAACUUUGAUGAGUCCCACAGAGGCGACACGUCCGCCAACGCGGGUGUCCGUGGCAACGGCACCGUCGACGCCGGGCGCGCCAGCGGCGGUGGGGACAACACGCCUCUGCGGGUACACGCGGCCCUGGGUGGACACGGCGCGAACGCGGCCAACUCACGCGGAGGACCAAAGGCGGAUGUGACGACGACCGCGCCGCACGCCUCUCUGGAGAAGAAGGGUGAAACGACCCCACAGAGCCCGUCUCCGCGGCACCCAAACCACCACCACCAGCAGCAGCAGCAGCAGCGGGGUGCGUAUGGAGGGCGCCCCGCCUCAGCAACACCGCGACGGCAGCGAGGCAAUUCGUGUGUGAGGCCAAGUGUUGGCAGCUCCUCUCCCCACGCACGCCGACCACAAAGUCGCUCUGUGGUGCGGGACCUCACCGUGCGGAGCCUGCGACGCUGCUGCAGUGAGGGCGGCAGUGCCGGAUACCAGGUACGCACCACGGGCUGGAGGGCGAACAUGACAAACACCGGCCAGUGGCUAGACGAGGUGGUGGCGGCGACCUUGGGCGGGGAGCGUGCGGGUAGUGCGGCGUCGCGCGCCUUGGCUGGCCGCCUCCCAGUCCCUGUUGUGGAUCUUCGCACAGACUUUAAACCCUGCCUAGACCCUCCGCUGAGAGCGGGGGAGGUGAUUGGAGGGGAACCGAACCGCCGCGUUCGGCGCGGUGUGAACUACAGUGCCUCUACAAACCGCAGCAACGCCCACACGAAGGGCAGCGGAGCACCGCAGCAAGGGGCGGCGUCUCCGCACCGCCGCGGCCAGGCACGAUCCACCUCGCCGCGGCGCACCCCAGACGACGCCGCGGCGACGGCGCGUUCUUCGCAGCAGCGCCGCAUCGUCGAUGUACCGCCGUUUCCGCCGCUGAAGAUGUACUCUUCCUUCGACGUCAAGGAGCCGGAUCGACCCUCGGCGUGGGCUGUUGGGCCGGAGCGGAGUAACCUGCUGGCGGACUCUCCCACGGCGCGCCGCCGCAUAGUCAAGCGGACGCACAGCGGCGAGCAGUGCGAGGCCGCUGCCGCCAGUGACGGAGGCCGUCCUGUGGCAGGCGACGCCACCGCCGGAAGGAGGGGUCGGAGCGUGGUGCUUGUGGAGGAGGUGCGCUUAGAUGAGCAGCGGCGCCCGUACGUAGUUAUCCGUGAGGUGCCCCGCGGCGCCGCCGCGGUGGAGGCGCAGAAAACGUCCGUCAACCGGCUCUCCAGGCCGCGGCCCGUGUACGUCCGUCCUGGCAACGGGGAUGCGCGAUGA
This is a messenger RNA of Trypanosoma conorhini, 3867 nucleotides long. RefSeq lists its product as uncharacterized. The transcript has a single exon. NCBI's taxonomy places the organism in Eukaryota, Euglenozoa, Kinetoplastea, Trypanosomatida, Trypanosomatidae. Bases 1 to 3867 code for a protein of 1288 amino acids. The record is from RefSeq and is a predicted model, not a curated record.